Wasmannia auropunctata (little fire ant) is the source of this 6686-nucleotide messenger RNA. RefSeq lists its product as uncharacterized. Gene Ontology annotation, cellular component: LUBAC complex. The transcript has 10 exons. NCBI's taxonomy places the organism in Eukaryota, Metazoa, Arthropoda, Insecta, Hymenoptera, Formicidae. Gene Ontology annotation, molecular function: ubiquitin binding; ubiquitin-protein transferase activity. The record is from RefSeq and is a predicted model, not a curated record. Bases 1893 to 6329 code for a protein of 1478 amino acids. Gene Ontology annotation, biological process: proteasome-mediated ubiquitin-dependent protein catabolic process; protein linear polyubiquitination.
GACUUCCGACAGUAAAAAGAGAGUUAAGACCAUGCAUCGCGAGCCAGUGUAUCGAAUCGAUCCAAGUUCGCUGUUCUCGCAAUCCAGUACCUGUACCGAAAGUCCUACGAAAGUCAAUGGGAAUCAAGAGGGGGUAGAACGUUCCUAGCCUCCGCCAAGAGUUCCGGCCAAACGCCACGUAUUUCCCUGACCAACACGGAAUUAAAAUAAUCAAGCGACUCCUUUAGGCUUGACGACAGUGUCGCUGUUUCUACAAGAAGUUCCGCGUAUUUUUAGAGAACGCAGUCCGAAAUGCGCGAGCGCGAUGUGCAAACCGCGAGUUUAUUUUCGGUGGAAAUCCUACAUGGUGCGGGACAGCAUCCGAUUAGCUUAAAAAAAGCGUGUGUCUGUGUGUUGCGCGGGUUUUUCAAGGCCGCAGAGAAAGCUUUCCGGGGCCAUUGUAUCGCGUCGCGUUUUCGGAAUUUUGUCAAAACUCAGACUCAUGCUCUCUGAUUCACUCGACGAAAAAGAGAGUCACGCGCCGCCUGCACAGAGCCAGCGCCUGGUCAUCGCUUCACUAGUCCAUGCCCUCUCACGGGAUUAGUCAAAUCCAAAAAUAAUACCGCGCACGCACCGCGAUGCAAAUGGACACGACGAUGCAAAUCAGAUGUUUUAAGAUCCCCCUCCCCUCCUCCGCCCCCCGAACUGAAGAGCUAGUGUCUGGCAUAACGGGGGGGUUGUGCUGUACAGAUAAUGCCUAGAAUUAUUACGCAAAUAAAUACAAUUGAGAAUACCGUGUACAAAUACAGCGAUCUUUUAAAGGACGAUGUUUAUUCAACGUCUUGAAGAUAUCGCAUAUCCAACUAUUAAUAUACAUCGUGAAAAUAAAAGAACUAAAUAUGUGGCGGUCUCUAGCAAGCUAUAAAGCUUGUGAAUUAUGAUACAAGAAUAAUUUCGUGUCAGCAGCUUUUGUAAAAUCGAGGAUUACGUCAUUAAAGUGAUGAAGUAAUGAAUAAAGUAACGAAGUCAAACAAAUAAAUAUAAUAUUCUUAGUGUCUUACUAGAACAAGCCAGACCGACCGUGCAUUCUCUAUAUAAAAUAUUCAUCGUUUCUCAUCCAUACUUUUCCAUUAGUUCAAAUAUUUCAGAUGCAGGCGUUGUUAAAAUACAGAAGCGAGAACUAUGCUGCGCGCGGAAUCGCAUAUCACUUUCAAUCGAAAACAUUUCAACGUCGACUAAAGCCCGAGGCAGCCGCACAAUAGUAUUUUUUUCACGAAGCCGUGUAUUAAAAAAGCGCGCACGUUAGCCCGUAUUUCUCUGUUUUGAUUUCGGCCGCCCGGUGGGGUGCGCGGUGUGCAAAGUGGACUUGAAAAUAACCCCGCCACGGGAGGAGGACCACCCGAUCUAUUAAUAGUUUACCGUACGUGAGUAUCUUUGUCGCCGGUUCGGCAUCGACUACGCGCGAUUCGGCCGCAAAAUCCGCCGAUACAGUCCGCGCGCGUGCACGCGUGUGUCGUCAGCCCGAAGACGUCGUCGGCCCGAAGACGUCGUCGGCAGCGAUGCAGCUGACACCUCCGUUUUCGCUGGUGAAGUCUGCAGUGGACGAUCUCGACGCGGAUGAAUUAUAGGAGCUGCCAGUUAAAUACGAGAGAGAGAGAGAGAGAGAGAGAGAGAGAGAGCAGGAGAGGGUGAGAGGAAGAGAGGGUUCUGCGGGAAAUGUCUAUCCGACGGACGUGACCGUCGUCGCGAGAGACUCCGAUUGCCCCGACGAGAUUUUUGGCGUUCGUGUAUAGCAGCAAACUGGAAGGAACUUAAAACCGCACGUUUCGGGUGAAUCUAAAUAAAGAACUAUGCAGCGUGGCGGCUGAGGCGGGGCGCGGUGCCUCGGGAUAUGCGAGAGAGAGUGAGUAAGAAUGGUACAGCAAACCGCAUGCAGCAACGAGACGAGCUCAUCCCUCAAUGGCGUACCGAACGGCGACCGCAAAGGAGAAACGUCCGGUGCCGUCGUCGCGACGGACGCGCUGGUAGCGCGUGGUGCUGUCGAUGGUGAGACGACUUCCCUGACUCGCAGCAGCGGCAGCGGUGGCGGAGGAGGAGGUAGCGGCAGCGGCAGGUUCUCCCUGUUCAGGUGGUUCAAGCGAAAUCGCGAUUCAACCGUGGAGAAACGACGGAGAACGAGCGAGAGGCCGGACGACGAUGGCGUCGUCCGACGACGGAGCAGCAUCUACUCCAGCGUGGAGAGCGUAGACACCUUCUACAGCACCACCACUGUUCGCAGUUUCGCGUUUCACACGGGAACCCUGGGCCGUUGCAACGUGCUGUCCUUGGACAUACUCAAGCAAGCGGCCGAGGUCGGCCCGUUCGCCGCUGGUGCCUCGAAGGUGUACUUGGGUAACAAAGAGAACAACGCGUCGUCGGCCUGCACGUUACCAAUUAACGUGCACUCCAGGAGGCAGGACAUCACCGCCAGGUACUCGUUGCAACCAACGACCUUCAGCUCGUGCGGCAACUUCCUGACAACCGAAAGGGACUUGUCGAAUUCGUCGAGAAGACUCGAUGAGAGCGCGAGAAACACCGGCUCCGCGCGGCGGCGGGUCCACGUGAAGGGAAAGCGGAGAGCGCCCAACCCUCCCGAUGCGCUGGUGAAGAUCGUGGGGGUCAAUGUACGCGAAACGCCGCCGAGGAACAGCAAUAGACGCAAACGACGGGCGCCGCGACCUCCUGAGAAAGCGACUGUGGAACAGUCAAACCUCGUCACCGAUGGCGACAGCAUGGAGGUAGAGGAGCGGAAGGGUGUCGACGAAGGGCAAUCGAUCAGCAACGACACACUAAUCCUUCAGGGUGGUAUGUUGCUAUCAAAGAAGGAAGUUUGCGGCAGUCCGAAGGCCGCGAAAAGCAAUCGUGGCGACGAGGGAGCGUCCAGCGCAACAGUCCUUCAGGAAAGAGCACAGAGCCCGAUCGGUACUCUGAACAUGCCUCGUCCUUGGUACAAGCGUAGCGUCUUCGAGCACUCUCGCGACUCCGGAUCGUCCAAGAGAGGUGCCGUUCUCCGCAGCCCUAUGACGUUCACCGAAAUGAAGGACGAGUGUGUCGGAACGAAUGUAAAUUCUUCUCCGAGUUAUUCCAUUGACGCCUCUCUGUCAAGAUUAAAUUUUUUUCAUCGCGGCGAGCGACAGAGUGACGAAAGGAAACGACAGGAGGCCAAGCGAAAAUCCGGCUUGUCCAUCCUGACGAACAUCAGCGAGCUGGACAAAGAAGCGGCGGCGAUCGUGCAGGAGGAACAGGCUCGAGCGCGGGCGUCGAUGUUGUUGAAAACUUCAAAAUUUGCCGACGAAUUCGAAAAGAGGAACGACGUCAACGAGGAACUCGUUCAGGAUAUGGUCACCUCGGCGAUUGAGAGCUCGUCGCCUAGACGAGGCACGCGCGCGUUAAUCUCUAAAUUCAACGCCAUCAGCAAUAUCACUAAAGUCACGGUCAACGCUAACUUCUUCGCUAAAAGAGAUCACCCAGAUUACAGGCCCGAUCGCGAUGCAACGAGAAACAGCAGAUUCGAACAAAUCGGAGAUUGGAGAAAUCAGAGAUUCUCGGUCCAACAAGAUCUCGGCCAGAGCGUCCGCGUUGAUAAAGAUAUCUCCAGAUACUUUUUGCCGCAGCAGAGAUCGUCGAGAAAUAGAGCUGAAUCGACGCACGCGGACGUAAAGUCGGUAGACAUCAAAAUUUCCUCUAGCAAGGAGCAAAAUGAUCAGCUGAUGAAGGACGCGUCUAAUAGAAUAUCAUAUUUACAAAGUCAGCUCGCUGCGAAUCGCGCGAAUGAGUCACUAAUUGCUCAGAAGAAUGUCACAGAAGAAAAAAUUAGAUCGCGGCAGGAAAUCGGCAAAGAAAUGAAGGGUAAAGAAUCGUCGAGAUUGAGUAACGAAACAAGAAGAAAAUUUCUACUUUCCCGUGCUCGUAAUUUAGCUGAGAGCUCGGAAAACGCGUUAGAUCCCUUGAGAGAAAAGGCGGAGCACGGGGUGCAAAAGGAAUUUUCGGAUAUUUUCAACGAGAUCGAUCGACAGCUGCGUUCUAGGGAGUUUAAACUCAUCGAACGGAGACCAGCAGCCGAAUUUAACAAUGCCAGAGACAAAGUUCCGGAGGACGAAGCCGUGUCGAGCAAAGUGGCCAAAGUGCUCGAUAUCCUGGUGGAAGCCGAGAAGGAUGAUAAAACGAGAUCGGCGAUGCAGCCGGAAAGAUCGAAGAUGCAAGACAAGGGAAUGUCGCGUCUGAUUGAUUCAGACCAGAAGGCGAAGUCCGGCAGGACAAAAUUAACCGCUCUCAAUACCGUCGAGGACCCAAUUACUGCGGAUUUGAAGGAGAUGCUGAAGGAGAUGAAGCACUCGUUACCGAAACGGCCUAGAUCGAGGAAGAUUGCUGCGUCAAACGACGGCGACGUUCUCGAAAAGGUCGACAAGGGCUCGCCGGUACCUACAAACAAGACCUCCUACAUUGCCUCGGUGACGGCGACGAGGAUGGCGGCAACGUCGUCGUCGUCGAACGAUUACGAGACAGAUAAGCAAAAGGUAUCCUCGUCGGCGCAAACCAGUGGAAACAUCCGUAGAUUAAAUCAGCCCUCUACUUCCGCCGAGCGACCGUCUACAUCGGGAUGGAAACACGAGAACGUGCUCUACAGGACUUCUGGCAAGGGUUCGGUCCUUGUGAAGAAUACUUUCCAACUGAUACGACCGCGCGAUUUCGCCGAGAUAGAGGCUAUGAAGACCACGAAGGAGGUACACAAGGAAAACACUUAUGCCAAUGUGAUAGAACCGUCGCUGUACGCCAAUACUCACGUUCCUCCCGCAUCGCCCAAACAACGACCGAAUCCGACCACAUCUAAAGAUAUUUCGCAAAGUAGUCAUCCCGAAGAGCGGCCCAAUGUCGCAAAUGAAAGUAAAAUCAUGUUGAACGAUGAUGAGCUUACAAAUGAAGACGAUAAUUCAACAGCGAGAAACAUGAAUACUCUGGCCAUAAAUCGAUUGCUAAGAAAACUGGAAGGGGCCAUCGCGUCGGGCCAUCAUCAGCAAGCGGCGGGAUUAGCGAAGGAAUUGGCAAGGCUCAAAAUCCAUUGUUCUGUGAUACGACAGCGUUCGGCGGCGCGUUUGAAGGAUCAGUCGAUUAAAGUCAAUAUGUAUAUCGAAGACAAACUCGCUCACCAAGGGCCCAUACCACUUCAGCUGCCGACGAGAAUGACGGUAGCCGAGCUGAAGACAAAGAUACAUACGGAGUUUGAGAUACCCACAAACGUGCAGCGAUGGAUUAUUGGGAAAAACUUGGCUGAUCACGACGGGGCCACUCUCGACGAAUUGCAUGCAGUGGAUGGUUCACCGGUGUUUCUUUAUCUCGUGGCACCCGAAUUGCACAUCGACAAUGCAGUGCAAGCGAACAAGCCACAGCCAACAGAGGAAGUUCCUGAAGAAUUGCCGCAAGAUCCACCAACGGAAGUCCUGCAAACAAACGAAGAAAAACAAGAAACUACGGAGACAGAUAAAAUAAUAUCGACAACAAAUGAACAUCAGCAAGAAGCAGCGGAAACAGACAUGUCGGAAGACGCCAAGAUCGGACGAUACGAAGAGCUGAUAUCGCUGGAGAACUGGGACGUCAUUCCGAAUUCCGAGCCAAUCGAGUGCCCAAUAUGCUUCGUUACAUAUGGUCCACGCGAAGGUGUAAUUCUGAGGGAUUGUUUACACAUGUUCUGCAGGUCAUGUAUCGCCAAUACGAUCGCGUAUUGCGAAGAAGCGGAGGUGAAAUGCCCAUACAGAGACCCCGAUUAUACGUGCGAAUCGACCCUUCAAGAACGUGAGAUCAAGGCGCUCGUCGAGCCGGAGAUUUAUCAGCAGCAUCUCGCGAAGUCGAUCGCGCAAGCGGAGAACAACGCUGGAAACAAGGCUUUCCACUGCAAGACACCGGACUGUCCUGGCUGGUGCAUUUACGACGACGACGUGAACAAUUUUUUAUGCCCUGUGUGCAAAGCUAAUAAUUGUCUUACCUGUCAGGUUGUUCAUACCGGAAAGAAUUGCAAACAAUAUCAGCAAGAAUUGCAACUUUCGAAAGAGACCGAUCAGGAAUCUAGAAGGACAGCAGCAAUGCUCAAAGAGAUGGUCGAUAGAGGCGAGGCACUUGCGUGUCCCACGUGUGCCGUCGUUCUCAUGAAGAAAUGGGGUUGCGACUGGCUGGUCUGCUCCAUGUGCAAAACGGAGAUAUGUUGGGUAACCAGAGGACCGCGUUGGGGCCUGGGAGGUAAGGGCGACACAUCCGGUGGCUGCAGAUGUGGUGAGAAUGGAGUUAAGUGUCAUCCCCGUUGCAAUUACUGCCACUAAAGAAUUACAACUGCCACAACAAUGGGCAAACGAUAAGUUUACGGUGACAAUAAGAUGUUCUAGAAGAUGCUUUUAUAUUCGUAUUGACACAUAAUAAUUUGCAGAACCCGAUACGACGUAUGACAUAAAGAUCUUUUAUACGCGCGUUUAGUAUAAAAUAAGCUCGGACCCCGAUAAAUCAGUAUGCAAUAGGAAUUAUUCGCUGCUUGCUCAAUUAUAAUCUUAUCGCGACACCGUCCCUGAUAGGAUCGAAAGUGAGAUUCUAAUAAAACGAGUAACACACCUAACUUUGUACCAAUGCUUCUUAUUUGUAUCGCAAAUACAAAGUGUAGGGAAAUAAAUCAUACUUUACUUAAA